AUGCAGAUAUGUAGGGGAAGGAACCUUACGUGUACGGCGAGGCCACAGGAUCUCUGGCCAGCGACGCCGCUGUGGGGUGUCCUUUCCGGUUUCUCUAAACAUAUCUGCGAGGUGAUGACUUUGCUCUUGCUCUCACUACCAAUACCAAGAAUAAUGGGGAUCAAGGUCACAGUUGGUCUAAGCAAUGUCCAAAGCGCGAGUGUGGAAUUCCAUGAAAGAGAGCAAAUGAGCGAGAGGGAGCCAGUGUUUAGCAGCAAGUUCCUCAUGCUGCAGAUCAACAUCAAAGUCGCAAUUGAUCUCUGCAAGUAUGCAACCAUCAAAUGUACUGACUUAGGCCAAAAGAUAGUGUGCUGGGAGGACUUGACAGAGGAAUUAUAG
This is a messenger RNA of Miscanthus lutarioriparius, 378 nucleotides long. The record is from the annotation of a GenBank genome assembly. NCBI's taxonomy places the organism in Eukaryota, Viridiplantae, Streptophyta, Magnoliopsida, Poales, Poaceae.